AUGGCCUAUGGUAUGCGGGGUCCUACUUUCGGGCACACGUCAUGGCGGGCAUCGUGUGAUAGUGGUUUCAUUCAGCUGCAGGUGGGACUCAAGGUUGUUGACAAGUACAAUCCUGGCAGAGAGGAGAAGUGCAUGCAAACUGAGCUUAUUAACCCAAAUCUUCAAGAACUCCCUGAUAAUGCACAACAGGAUUUGAGGCUCAAGCAUCCUUUGGUGGGAAUCAAUACAAUUCUCCCUGACACCAAACCUAAUUUGGUGUUGGGUCUUAGUCAAGCAGAUCAAUAUGUUGUUGGAUUACGGAGUUUUAUUAGAAUUAUUGGAAUGAAAUCAGCUGUAUGUGAUCAAAGACAUUGCCCGUGGUCAUUGAUCUCCUCUGCUCCAGAUCAAACACCAUUGCCAUGGUCAUCCAAUCUGACGAAGGGUGAAGCUCUAGUAGUUCAUUCUCUUGGCGAUCUUACUCAAAACGUCGCAGACAAGCGAGCUAAGAAGCAAAUGUUCACUGCUCGCUCAAGAAUAGAAGUUGAAUACCAUGCUCUGGCCGACACUACUGCUAACGUUGUCUCAAUUCGUUGGCUUCUCGAAGACUUGGGUGCUCCUCAGUCGUCCCCAACUGAUGUUUUUUGUGACAACCGCAAUGCUAUUUAG
Molecule: messenger RNA, 645 nt
Organism: Arachis stenosperma
Lineage: Eukaryota; Viridiplantae; Streptophyta; Magnoliopsida; Fabales; Fabaceae
Exons: 5
Coding region: 1-645 (214 amino acids)
Source: RefSeq, a predicted model, not a curated record